AUGGCCCUACAGAGCCAGGGUUUACCCCCCAGCGGGUGGACCCCAGCAAAUCCAAUGCCCAUGGUCGAGAGCGCCCUCUACCGUCAGCGGCUGGAGGUCAUUGCUGAGAAGCGGCGGCUUCAAGAACAGAUCUCCGGAGCGAGGAGGGAGCUAGAGGAGGAAAAAUUGAGAGUGCAGCGACUAAAGAGGAAGUCCCUGCGGGAGCGAUGGCUGAUGGAUGGGACAGCUGAGGGACCCGAAGGCGCUGAGCCAGAGGCGGAUCCCCAUUCCCCCGAGGGCCAGGCCCAGGCCAGAAUCCAACACUUGGAAGACAGUUUGUUCACACUCCAGUCACAACUCCAAUUACUGCAGAGCGCAUCGACAGGUGCCCAGCACAAGACUUCUGCCUGGCCCACCUGGCGCCGACAGGUAUCCCGAUCUCUUUCUCAGACUGCCAUGGAGUCAGGCCCUGAAGGCAAGGAAGACCUUGAAAAACGAACCUCCCUACCUGUUAUGCCAGCAGUCUCCAUGCCUGAUCCCUCUACCUCAAGGAUCCCCAAGGAGCUGGGUGGAGAGGGAGCCACAACUCCCCAAGCGCCAAAGGAAGAGGAGGUGUCCACGGCAGAUACUGUCGAGGCCAAUGGUCCAUGCCCAGCACCUAUCCCUGUGGAACUGGAGUCGACCCAGAAUCAGGUGGACAGAGCCGAAGACAGGGAUCCAGGUGCUGGGGAUGGGGUGGACAGCUCCGGGGUAACAGUCCAGGGACCAGGCAUAGUAAAGGUGGAGUGGGAUGGGCUGAGGUUUCUAGAGGAAAGUUCCAGGGAGGCCCCCACAUGUCCAGAAAGGAAGAAGGCAAAAGAACAGGAGGUUGAAGAGAUAGUCUUAGAGGUGAUAGGGGACCACCAGGUGACAGAAGAGCCGGAGCUUCCUCAAUGGAUGACCAAGGACAGGAGGGUCCAGGAGGUGGAGGAUAUGGUCCUAGAGACAAUAAAGAGCCGGUCAAUGAUGGAAGCCCCCGAACUUCCAGAGUGGGUGACCAAAGACAGGGGCGUUGUUGAGGUCGUGUGGGAGGGAUUGGGGGGAAUCGAUGGUAGUGACAUGGGGGACUCAGAAGAGAUGGCUAGAGAGGAAGCAACAACAGGCAGCCUGGCUAGCCCAGGGCUGGAGCCCAAAGAGCAGGGCCCCGGGGGGAGUCCUGAGUUGGGAGACCAAGGAGAGGGCUCCUUCAUCUGGGUGGAGAGGGUGCUCAUCACUGAAGACUGGGAGGAGGUACUGGUGGAGGAAUCAGGAGGAACUGCCAAGAAAUCAAAAGAAGGUGAGGCAAGGGAAACUUUGCAGCUGGGGGGAGAGGAGGAAGGGGAGAAAGAACAGCUGGAAAUGGAGAAAGAAGGUGAGGAAGAGAAGCAUUUGGAAACAGAGAAGCUGGGUUCAGAAGGUGAGACAGAGGAAGUCCUUCAGAAGGAUGGAGGGAGAGAGGAAGUAAAAGGGAAUGAGGAACAGCUUGGGGAAGAAAAGGAAGGCGAGGGAAAACAGGGAGACGCAGAGGAGGAGGCAGGGGGAGAGAAAGAGCUUGGAGUAGAAGAGGAGGAAGAGAGAGAAGAGCUAGGAUCAAAGGAGGAGGAGGAAGAAGAGGAGAAGGAAGGAGGGGUAGAAAAAGAAAUGCCAGCAGAGAAGGAUCCAGAAGAGGAGGGGUCUGACUCUGAGGGGAAGGCGGAGCAGGAACAGGAGGCGAAGCAAGCUACCCAGAGCGAGACGGGCCCAGAGCCUCAGGCUGAAGAAGCCACAUCAGCCCCCGGUGGGCCGCAGGCCCCAGCCACAUCCUCCGAGCAGCUCCCAGCCCCUGAAGCAGGGCCGCCAGAACGCCAGCCCCUGCUGCAGCCAGCCGUGCGCACUGCGCACCCUGCUACGCGUACUGCACACCCCGCUAGCCGCCCCGUGCCCACCUAUGCACCUGCCCAACGGCCUGAGCCUCCACCCGACAGUGAGCAGGCCAGUGGCUCCAAGCAGACAUGCCAGUGCUGUGUAGUGAUGUGAGCCACCCCUCCAGCCAGCCCAAAGACCUUGUGGAGGC
Molecule: messenger RNA, 2050 nt
Organism: Dromiciops gliroides (monito del monte)
Lineage: Eukaryota; Metazoa; Chordata; Mammalia; Microbiotheria; Microbiotheriidae
Gene: PALM3
Product: paralemmin 3
Exons: 7
Coding region: 1-2013 (670 amino acids)
Biological process (GO): response to lipopolysaccharide; regulation of cell shape; Toll signaling pathway
Cellular component (GO): membrane
Source: RefSeq, a predicted model, not a curated record